AUGAUGAAGCAUACCUUUAUCGAGACAAGGACUGGCGCCGGGAGGGUUGUCCACACAGCGAACUCGGCUUUUGUAGCCAGAACGUGGUUCGGUCUCAACUUCGAAGAAUGCGUCGCGGGAAGCGUUAAAGAGGUGAAGGUGAUCAGGACCUAUGGUGACAGCCAAGAACCAAACGAGAGCGCCGAGUGUAUAGCUCUGAAUAGGGGAUUACUGGAAGAAGGAAGGACGAUCUUUGAUUCCUUCGAGACGGACGGUGAGGGAGAACAAAAAGGACGGAGGAUGAGACGCUUUGGAGAGGGCAUGAGAAGCGCGACACAGACAGGGGCGUACAGCGGUCAUCAUGUGCACGCAGGCUUGGAUUGGGAUGCGCUAGGAGACGCCACUGUCGUUGACAUAGAUCUUCCCGGGUCAUAUCUUGGUCUGCCUGUGCAGGACUUUGCUGGCUUAGAGCCACAGUUUGACGCCACGCUGCCGGCCGACUUGAAGGACAGGGUUACCUUCCAAGCUCACGAUUUCUUCAAGGAGCAGCCAGUCAGAGGCGCAGACGUGUACUUCAUGAAGCACAUCCUGCACGACUGGUCCGACAAAUACUUUCUCAAGAUCCUACGAGCCAUCGUGCCAGCGAUGAAGGACGGGAGCCGUAUCGUCGUUAUGGAUGGCGUGCUGCCACCACCCGGCACAGCAGCUUUGCCCAUGGAGCGCCUCCUGACGGCACUGGACUUACAGAUGGUGACGGCGCUGAAUGCGAAAGAGUGGUCUCGUGAGGAAUAG
Molecule: messenger RNA, 771 nt
Organism: Coniosporium apollinis CBS 100218
Lineage: Eukaryota; Fungi; Ascomycota; Dothideomycetes
Exons: 2
Coding region: 1-771 (256 amino acids)
Molecular function (GO): O-methyltransferase activity
Source: RefSeq, a predicted model, not a curated record